Messenger RNA from Metopolophium dirhodum (rose-grain aphid), 1063 nucleotides. RefSeq lists its product as uncharacterized. Gene Ontology annotation, cellular component: extracellular region. The transcript has 5 exons. NCBI's taxonomy places the organism in Eukaryota, Metazoa, Arthropoda, Insecta, Hemiptera, Aphididae. Bases 170 to 799 code for a protein of 209 amino acids. The record is from RefSeq and is a predicted model, not a curated record. Gene Ontology annotation, molecular function: hormone activity.
GAGCAGACGGAAAGCCGACAACGCCGGUCAUGUGCAGCCAGUCAGUCAGUUAGUUAAUGGCUCAAGACCGGUGUACAUCUACUCAGACCGACCGCGUUGUCCGAUACCUCGGCAAUUCUAGAUCUGGGCUAGAAUUAUUGUUAUCCACGGAUUACAGGUGUGAUUUGCGAUGAACUCAGCUGUGGUAUUGGUGAUAGUCAUGUUGCUGGCCAGCCACGUUAGCAGCUCACCGAUCAUAAACUUUUCGUGGGACACGCCGAGGCAUUUUUGUGGAUCGCAACUCGCCAACGUGCUGGCGUUGAUCUGCAGCAAUGGAUACAACUUCCAUCCGGCAAGUGAUGAUGUUACCGUCCCAAGCCGCCGUCGAAAAAGAGUGAUAGUCGAAGAGUGCUGCGAGAACACUUGCACGCCACAUCACCUGAAAGCCUACUGCUGGGAAAAUCGAAGGUCUGAUACUCGGAGUGUUUUGGAACCGUCCGCGUCUGUAGAGAAACCCUCGGUAGACAAAAACGUGAAACCCCAGAAAGACCCCACGAGUAACACACUAGUAGUAGACAACAGUCUGAUGCAGGCUGAGCAAGCGACUGUCAAAACGAAAUCCAAUAGUAUUAUUAUACCCAAUUCUAAAGAGCUCGGUAGGCAAAACGGCAUUAAGACCAUUAAAUACAACACGGUCUUGUACGCCCCAAAGAAAGAAGCGGUGAUCGUCCAGGACCCGGUGCCAGGACGAGUGAAAACUGUAACACCAUACUUUGACAAAAUGCCAUCGGUCAUCGUUACUAAAACCACGCAACACUGAAACUCGGGAAUAACACCGCGCCUUCUCUCGUCUUCCACUUUGACUUCCAUCGUCAAAACUCAUCGAAAUCUCUAACACUGUUUGGUUCUUUGAUCAUAUAUAUGUGUAUAUAUAUAUAUAAUAUGUAUAAUAUAUAUAUAUACUUACAUUAUACGUACACAAUAUGUCGUGUAUAACGUUUCAUCAUGUACAGUUUUAUUUUUUUCUUUGUAACAAUGCGCCGCGCUGCAAAACCGAAGAAUUAAAAACAAAAUAUUGACUAAA